UUAGUUUAGUAGACUCUUGGUGAAAAGUACUUAGUACUUAGUCUUUAGCAUAAAGUCUGUGGCAUUGAGACAAAAAAUGUAUCAUAGAUGUCCUGCAUCAAAUUUUAAAAUAUAAUUCAAUCGUUUAUUUUAAGUUUAAUUCUGCUUAAGGUUUUGUGGUUUUCUGUAGCCCAGUGGAUACUAAGAGCAAAAGUAGAGUUAGGAUAAAAUAAUAUAUCCAAAACACACAAAGCUACAGUCUCAGGUUCAAAUAUUUAAGAUAUAUUUUUGAAUAAAUAUUAAAUAAUGGGUGCCAAAAGAGAGGAUAACUCCUUGCGGUACAGGAGGGCUCAGAGUGUUACCACCGCUGAAGAUAUUACAGAGAAAGAAAAUAAGGCUAGAAGAUUACAGUAUGAUAAGCCCUGUCACAGACCCAGGGACUCUCUUUUCUCAUGGAGUUCACAGUUUACAAAUUUUACGGGUUUAGUAAAUUGGGGUUUUCUCAUGCUAACUAUCAGUGGAUUGCGCUUAUGUCUUGAAAACUUUCUUAAAUAUGGAAUUCGUGUGAAUCCUUUUGAGUGGAUUAUUGUACUAACAGGAUAUAAUGAUGAAAAUUAUAAACAUGAAUAUCCCUCAAUAAUAUUGCUAUGUUUUAGUGGAGUACCUCCUGUCGUAUGCCUUUUGAUAGAAAAAGCUAUUGCUGCGGAAUUGUUCUCGGAUAAGUUAGGUGAAUCAUUACAAAUAAUAACAAUACUUCUAGAGAUUAGUUUACCAGUGAUUGCGCUUCAUUUGACAAAUCAGGAAUUUAAUAUUGUCGGCAUAUCAACGGUGUGCAUGGUGUACUUAAUAUUGUUUUUGAAGUUGUGGAGUUAUUGUCAAACAAAUCAUUGGUGCCGAGCUGCAAAAUCUAAACAAUCAAAUUCACUUCGUCGCCAAAGUUUAUCCGUACCGAAUUGCAAUGCCCUUGUGAACGGCGAAGAAGAUGUAGACGACGAGGUAGUAACAGGCAUCGUACAAUAUCCUGAUAACUUGAAGCUUGGUGAUUUGUUUUACUUCCUGCUCGCACCUACCCUUUGCUAUGAAUUGAAUUUCCCUCGUACUAAUAGAAUAAGGAAGAGGUUCCUAAUCAAAAGAAUUGUCGAAGUAAUAUUCGGUAUGAACCUUGUGAUGGCACUAUUUCAACAGUGGAUGAUACCGGCGGUAACAAACGCUCUAGAUCCCUUCUCGCAAAUGGAUUAUAUAAGAAUUACGGAGAGAUUGUUGAAACUUGCCAUACCUAACCAUUUACUAUGGCUGUGCUUCUUUUACCUCACAUUCCACUCGUUCUUAAAUCUAAUGGGCGAGUUAUUACACUUCGCGGACCGUAACUUCUACGGCGAUUGGUGGAACGCGCGUAAUAUUUCAGUAUUUUGGAGUUCGUGGAAUAUGCCUGUGCAUAUUUGGGCGGUAAGACACGUAUACGUGCCGGUUUCUAGUAUGGGCUAUAGUAAAGGCGUGUCGGCCAUUAUGGUCUUCUUUAUAUCGGCGUUCUUUCACGAAUAUUUGGUGAGUGUACCUCUUCAAAUGUUCCGAGUGUGGGCAUUUUUAGGGAUGAUGGCUCAACCGCCUCUAGCUGUCAUUUCAAAGGUAUUUGAGUGGCGUUUGGGAGCGCGUUGGGGCAAUAUGGUUGUUUGGAGUUCGCUUAUACUGGGUCAACCACUCGCAAUAAUGAUGUAUUACCACGACUACGCCUUAGCGCAUAUGAAACCAUGACAGAGAACGCUAACUAGGUUUUCGUCUUAGCUUUGGAUUUUUUAUUAAGUAAGCAAGUAAUUACCAUUAAUGUAGGAAUAAAUGGUAAUUAGAUUUUAAUUUUUUGGUGUUUUAUAGAAUGUGAAGUAUUUCGUUCCCCAAAGAUUAAUAAUUAUUUUAAUAUACAAAGAUAAUUGCUCAAUUACUAAAUUUAUUGUCCUUUUGUAAUAUUGUUUUCCUAUGGUAUAGUGAAAGAGAAGCGUGAGUAUUAUAGUUGUUAACCAUAAUAAUUAUUUCAACCUGUUUGAGAUUAUAUUAAUAAUGCCAUAAUCUAGUGCAACACAGAAACAGUACAAAAUUAAUAUUAAUUGUCUAUUUAAAAAAAGCAUUCUGUUCCCUUUAUUUUGCAUUUUUAAGUUAUCAUGACAAGUUGAGGGAAGUUUUUUACAUUUUUAUACUAUGUUUAUGCAAUAAUAUAUUUUUCGUAUAAAAAAUAAAAUUGAGAUUUUUAUGAUAUCGCAAAAAAUACUACAUUAAGAUUUUAUGGGUAGCUAAAGGUAUAAACUUUGCUUUAUAAUAUAGUGGUACAUUGUUGAAUAAAUAUUUUGAAUUCCAACAAGUCUAGAAUAUCAAUUAUACUUUAUGUUGAUUUAUACGGUUUUACAAAUGUUUAUAGUUAUGUUAAAGACUGUUCCUAAAUUUGUUAAUUUGUGAUAUGUAUGCCAUAUUUUUUAAAUAAUUUUAUAAAUGUUUAUAUAAC
This is a messenger RNA of Pieris brassicae (large cabbage white), 2470 nucleotides long. RefSeq names its product diacylglycerol O-acyltransferase 1 (gene mdy). The transcript is spliced from 11 exons. Bases 286 to 1731 code for a protein of 481 amino acids. Gene Ontology annotation, cellular component: endoplasmic reticulum membrane. Gene Ontology annotation, biological process: triglyceride biosynthetic process. Lineage: Eukaryota; Metazoa; Arthropoda; Insecta; Lepidoptera; Pieridae. The record is from RefSeq and is a predicted model, not a curated record. Gene Ontology annotation, molecular function: diacylglycerol O-acyltransferase activity.